Trichomonas vaginalis G3 is the source of this 890-nucleotide messenger RNA. RefSeq lists its product as uncharacterized. The transcript has a single exon. The record is from RefSeq and is a predicted model, not a curated record. NCBI's taxonomy places the organism in Eukaryota, Parabasalia, Trichomonadida, Trichomonadidae. The annotation marks the transcript as partial.
AUGGAUAACACAGAUUUAAAAAAUUUAAUUGCUGAUUUAGUACUUAAUCAAAAAUUUCUUAGUUAUUACGAUUUAAAAUCAUAUCUCCAAAAACAUAAUAACAAUAUAACGGGUGAUGAUAUGGAAUAUUAUUAUCCAUAUUAUAAAAAUGAAAUUUUGAAAUAUCAUAAUAAAAUAAUUUCUGAAAUUAAAGACAAAAUUAAAAAUAAUGAAUAUUCAAAGGGAAAAACGAAAUCACAACUUAAACAGUUGAAAGAUUUCAAAAAUAAAGUAUUAACAGAAGAAGAUAUUGAUGAAUUAUAUAAAUUAUAUAAUCCUGAGCCACAAAAACCAAAGGAACAAAAACAAAAGGUGCAAAACACCCAGGUUCAGCAGCUCAUAAAUGAUGCACAAGCUUUAAUUUAUGAUUCAUUAGUUAAACCAUAUUCAGCCCGACUUUUAAAUGAAGAUCAACUUUUGGAAUUCAUCCUUCAACAUAAACUCGAAGCGGGAAAGUAUAUCAAACCUUUAUAUACAGCAUAUUUAAAACAAAUGAAUAGAAUACAUCCAGAAUUAAUGAAGGGGGGAAUGAAAUCCAAAAUCAAAGCAGAUAAAAUUAAACCACUUGCAACACCAAAACCCCCAACAGUAGUACCUCCUCCUCCUUCAGUUAAUCCUUCAUCAUUCACUUUAUUAUAUCCAUUUCAAACAUUUAAGAAGCAAAAAGAUUUUAAAAAGGGUUUCAAGAUAUUAAAUAAACCAAUUGACCCGAAAAUUCAACCGUUAAAGGAAAAAUUUAGUCGCCCUUCAUUUGCACCUUCACCUUAUUCAUACGAAAUUGAUCAUCUGGAAUAUUCAAAAGGAAAUAUUACUUAUUUAUUUGCCAUUAACAUUAACACUAGAUAUUUAUA